CCACUAGCCCACAAGCGACAGCAUGGCAGCCAUCCCCUCCAGCAGUUUGCUCAUGGCCACCCACGACUAUUACCGCUGCCUGGGUUCCACUGCCAGUAACAGCUCCUGUGGAGGUGCAGAGUAUCCUGGGGAAGCCAUCCCUCACCACCCCGGUCCCUCCAAAGCCGACCCAGGUCACUGGAUGGCAAGUUUCUUUUUUGGGAAGUCCACUCUCUCGUUCAUGGCAACACGCUCGGAAUCUCCCCAGGCCUCCAGCGACUUGAUCGCCUGUGACUUGACUCUGGAAGCCAUGAGGAAGCAGCAGCCUGGUGGCCAGUCUGGCAAAGCGAACACGGAACACCCGUCCCCAGUCCCGAGAGGCCACUGGCCCUCUUCAGGAGGAGCUAGGCUCAUCAGAGCCCCUCCUGUCCCCUCCUGUCUCCACGUAGACUAGGCAGGCUGCAGCAAGUGGAAACAGUUGGGUUCUUUUAGAUCAAAAUAACAAAGCACCAAAAAGGAAGUCGAGAGAAUCCCACUCUUUACUAUCCAAGCCACACACAAGCCUUCCUGACACCCUGUAAUCGUGUGCCUUGCACCAAGUGGGAAACAAACUCCAAGCGGUCACUUAAAAAAAAA
Leopardus geoffroyi (Geoffroy's cat) is the source of this 615-nucleotide messenger RNA. RefSeq names its product pancreatic progenitor cell differentiation and proliferation factor-like. The transcript has a single exon. The record is from RefSeq and is a predicted model, not a curated record. Bases 23 to 433 code for a protein of 136 amino acids. Gene Ontology annotation, biological process: cell differentiation; multicellular organism development. NCBI's taxonomy places the organism in Eukaryota, Metazoa, Chordata, Mammalia, Carnivora, Felidae.